UUUAUGCGUGGAAAGAGGAAAGAAGAAAAUGGGUUUGCUUCCAAAAGUGACCCAACAAAACCACCUCCUCCAAUUGAAGUACCUGAAAUGUCACUUGAUGAACUGAAAAAAAAGACCGACGAUUUUGGGCCAAAAGCUUUGAUCGGUGAAGGAUCAUAUGGCAGAGUGUACUAUGCUAUUCUAGAUAGCGGAAAACAUGUUGCUGUUAAAAAGCUCGAUACUUCAUCAGAAACUGAGCCCGAUAAUGAAUUUCUUACACAGCUCUCGAUUGCAUCAAGAUUAAAGCAUGAAAAUUUUAUGGAAAUGCUUGGCUACUGCGUGGAAGGAAAUCAACGUCUGGUGGCUUAUGAAUUUGCUACGAUGGGUUCUCUACGUGAUAUUUUACAUGGAAGAAAAGGUGUCCCUGGUGCACAGCCUGGCCCAGCACUUGACUGGAUGCAGCGGGUCAAAAUUGCUAUAGAUGCUGCUAAAGGGCUAGAAUAUCUUCAUGAGAAGACUCAACCUUCGAUAGUCCAUCGAGACAUACGGUCUUGCAAUGUCCUUCUAUUUGAGGACUACGGAGCGAAAGUUGCAGAUUUUACUCUUUCACAUCAGUCUCCUGAUAUGGCUGCUCGUUUGCAUUCCACCCGGGUCCUUGGAACCUUCGGCUAUCAGGCUCCUGAGUAUGCCAUGGCUGGCCAGGUAACUCAGAAAAGUGAUGUAUAUAGCUUUGGAGUUGUUCUUUUAGAGCUUCUGACAGGAAGGAAACCAUUAGAUAAUGCAAUGCCUAGAGGUCAGCGAAGUCUAGUUAUAUGGGCAACGCCUCGCUUGACUGAGGAUACAGUAAAAGAAUGUGUUGACCCCAGGUUGAAGGGAGAGUAUCCCCCAAAAGGCGUUGCCAGGCUUGCAGCAGUGGCAGCACUCUGCGUGCAGUACGAACCCGAGAACAGGCCUAGCAUGAGCAUUGUCGUCAAGGCACUCACUCCCCUUUUUCAGCAUAAACCUCAACCUCCACCAGCUGCUCCUUCUGAUACACGCAACGGCUGA
This is a messenger RNA of Lolium rigidum, 1026 nucleotides long. Its product is annotated as PTI1-like tyrosine-protein kinase 3. The record is from RefSeq and is a predicted model, not a curated record. Gene Ontology annotation, molecular function: ATP binding; protein tyrosine kinase activity. Bases 4 to 1026 code for a protein of 340 amino acids. Gene Ontology annotation, biological process: protein phosphorylation. The transcript has 7 exons. NCBI's taxonomy places the organism in Eukaryota, Viridiplantae, Streptophyta, Magnoliopsida, Poales, Poaceae.